Messenger RNA from Lachancea sp. 'fantastica', 672 nucleotides. Lineage: Eukaryota; Fungi; Ascomycota; Saccharomycetes; Saccharomycetales; Saccharomycetaceae. The record is from the annotation of a GenBank genome assembly.
AUGAGAUUUGUGUUUAUCGUGGCUUUCAUUGCCGCAGCAUGGUAUGCUAUGGAAAAAGCGUUGUACACUUGGCUACCCACAAACUACGUUUUCGACCCAGAGACGUUGCACAACAUCGCCAACGGUGUGAUCGCGACACACAAGACUUUGGGAGACCAAUCGACCACGGAAGCGUUGCUCAAGGACGUUAGACAGGCAUUGGCAGAUCAUUACGGCGACCAGUACAUCAACCAGUACGUGAAGGAAGAGUGGGUGUUCAACAAUGCCGGUGGUGCGAUGGGUCAAAUGUUGAUUUUGCACGCUUCGGUGUCCGAGUACUUGAUUCUUUUCGGGACUGCUGUGGGCAAUGAGGGCCACAGCGGGGUGCAUUUCGCGGACGACUACUUUACGAUCCUCAAGGGUACACAAUAUGCCUCGUUGCCUUGGAACCCUACUCCAGAGGAGUACUCUGCAGGAAUGACCCAUCACAUGCACAAGGGCUACGGAAAACAGUACGGCAUGGACAGAGAAUCGUUCGCGCUCGAGUACGCUCGUGGCUGGAUCCCAUGUAUGUUGCCAUUCGGAUUCCUCGAUACUUUCACCAGUACUUUGGAUUUCUACACGCUUUACCGCACAGUGUUUCUCACCGCUCGCGACAUGGGUAAAAAUUUGAUAUUCAACCAAAAAUUUUGA